Sorghum bicolor (sorghum) is the source of this 2544-nucleotide messenger RNA. RefSeq names its product protein CHUP1, chloroplastic. The transcript is spliced from 6 exons. Gene Ontology annotation, biological process: chloroplast organization. Lineage: Eukaryota; Viridiplantae; Streptophyta; Magnoliopsida; Poales; Poaceae. Gene Ontology annotation, cellular component: chloroplast outer membrane. The record is from RefSeq and is a predicted model, not a curated record. The coding region runs from base 305 to 2329 and encodes 674 amino acids.
ACACUCCACUCCACUCCACGGCUCCACUAUCAGCAGCAUUCAUCACUCGUCUCCAGCUACAACCCAAAGACCGUUCCUCGAACGCCGUGCCCCACUACAACCCUUCUCUCUUUUAAAAACCACAGACGCCCAGACAACCCAACCGCACGCCAAAAAGCCUAGCCUACAACACCGACUCCGACGACCACCACACCACGACGAGCGCAAAGCAAGCAGGGCACGGCACGGCCAUGCCCGUGGCGCAAUCCUAGGCGUCCAUUUCGUAUUCCACGGCCCGCGAAGCAGCAGCCAGCAGCCAGCAGCUAUGGUGGCCGGCCGCGUCAAGGCGGCCAUGGGCUUCCAGCGGAGCCCGGCCACGCCCAAGCCCGGGGCCGCCGCCUCCUCCACCUCCACUUCCUCCGCGCGCAAGGCGCCAGCGCCGGCGCCGCUGCAGCUGCCCUCGGCGGGGCAGCCGGAGACCCCACGCCGGCGGUCCUCCGGCUCGCCAGCGCCGCCGCCCGGGUCGGGGUCCAAGGGCGGCGGCGGCGGGCCAUUCUCGCGCUACUUCCCGCGCUCGUCCGCGCAGGUGCAGCCGGCGCGCGCGGCGCCGGGGCCGCCCGAGCCGCCGCCGGGCCCCGCCGCCGUCGCCGACCUCGCCCGCCUCGUCGAGGAGCUCCGGGAGCGGGAGUCCCGCCUCCGCACCGAGCUGCUGGAGCACAAGAUCCUCAAGGAGACCGUCGCCAUCGUGCCGUUCCUCGAGACCGAGCUCGCCGCCAAGAGCAGCGACCUCGGCCGAUGCCGCGACGCGCUGGCGCGGCUCCAGGCCGAGAACGCGCGCCUCCGCGCUGAGCUCGACGUCGCUGUCGACGCCGCCAGGAGCAGCCAGCAGCGGGUGGUUGAGUUGGAGAAGGAGGUGGCGGAGGUCAAGAGGCGCCGUGGCCCGGUCCCCGACCGCGAGCCCGACCAUGAUGAUGACUGCUCGUCGUCGGUGUCGUCGGACAACUCCGACCGCUCUAAUGCGGCGACCAACGCGAUCGUAGCUGGGCUGUCGAUUGUCCCUCCUCCUGCGCCUCCUCCUCCUCCGCCGCCGCCGCCGCCAAUGCCGGCGCCUCACAAGUCCAGGUCGUCCUACUUCUCCGGCUCGUCGCGCGCCUCGCCGGCGAACUCCUCGUCCAGCUCCUCCUCGUCCGCGCCAUCGACGCCGACCUACUCUUCCGACACCGCGGUGUCAAGAAGCCGCGUGCCGGAGCUCUCCAAGCUCCCGCCGAUACCGGCCCCACCCCCGCCUCCACCUCCUCCACCACCGCCGACAAUGCCGGCGCGCGGACGCCGCAGCGCGAGCUCGUCACCGUCGACCUCGAGCAGCAGCAGCGGCGGCGGAAGCGGAGGGGCGGGGCCUCCUGCACCGCCGCCGCCACCUCCACCGGCGGCGAAAAGGAGCUCCAAAGCGUCGUCCCCUGCGACUUCGGCGACGGCCCCGGCGCCCGCCCCGUGCGUCAGGCGAGUCCCCGAGGUGGUGGAGUUCUACCACUCGCUGAUGCGGAGGGACUCCAGGUCUAGGGACGGCUCCGGUGCAGGCGAAGCUGGCUCCGGUGGGGGUGCCGCCGCCGCGAGGGACAUGAUCGGCGAGAUCGAGAACCGCUCUUCUCAUCUUCUCGCGAUCAAAUCGGACGUGGAGAGGCAGGGCGACUUCAUCCGGUUCCUGAUCAAGGAGGUGCAGAGCGCCGCGUUCGUCGACAUUGAGGACGUGGUCACCUUCGUCAAGUGGCUCGACGUCGAGCUCUCACGUCUGGUGGACGAGAGGGCGGUGCUGAAGCACUUCGACUGGCCGGAGGGGAAGGCAGAUGCGCUGCGUGAGGCCGCGUUCGGCUACCGUGACUUGAAGAAGAUUGAGUCGGAGGCGUCAUCGUUCUGUGAUGACCCCCGGCAGCCCUGCUCUUCUGCUCUCAAGAAGAUGCAGGCCCUCUUCGAGAAGUUGGAGCAUGGAGUGUACAGCCUUGUCCGUGUGCGAGAUGGCGCGAUGAGCCGAUACCGUGGGUAUCAGAUCCCAUGGGAGUGGAUGCAGGAUACCGGAAUUGUUAGUCAGAUCAAAUUACAAUCAGUGAAGCUGGCAAUGAAGUAUCUGAGAAGGGUUUCCUCAGAGCUUGAGGCCAUACAAGUUGGCCCUGACGAAGAGGAGCUGGUGCUUCAAGGAGUUCGAUUUGCCUUCAGAGUGCACCAGUUUGCAGGCGGUUUCGAUGGUGAUACAAUGCGCGCCUUUCAGGAGUUGAAGGAGAAGGCGUCAACGUUCCAGCAACGGGGAAGCCAAAAUCAACAUCUGCAACAGCCAAGGCUCGCUGGCAGAAGUUGAAACACAUGUAUUUAUAGCAGUCCAUUACUAUAGGUUAGUGGAAGCGUCUAUUUACUUGGCCAAAUGCUCCACUAUAUUUUUUUUCCCUGUCAAGAAGCUAUAUCUCACAUCCUCAGUCAACUUGUUGAGUGCCAUGAAUGUUGUUCCUGUGUAGUGGCUUACAGCCGAAUUCUUUAUUUUUAUUUUUAAUAUAUAAGAGCAUGUAGGAGGUCUCA